This is a messenger RNA of Recurvomyces mirabilis, 1182 nucleotides long. RefSeq lists its product as uncharacterized. The record is from RefSeq and is a predicted model, not a curated record. The transcript has 2 exons. Bases 1 to 1182 code for a protein of 393 amino acids. Lineage: Eukaryota; Fungi; Ascomycota; Dothideomycetes; Mycosphaerellales; Teratosphaeriaceae.
AUGGCCUGCUUCAACCCUACCAUCGUCUUUGCCCUGCUCCAGCUCUUACCUCGCAUCGACGCCAGGUUACAUCGAGUCAUUCGACAGUCUGGGUCGCAGGAUAUUCCAACGUACUUGCAGCAAGUGAACGCCGCCCGCUUCGACAUCGCCAUCACACAAGCCGGGAACGAGAGUGCUGUCUGUAGGCAUCUUGAUCAAGACACCACAUACGAUGACCAACCAUAUGACGCUGCACUGGCAGAGCAAUUGCUCUAUGAGACUGCUAGCGGAAUCAUUAUCUUUCCCGACCUGAAAGGAGCUGCUGUCAAUCUCACUAUUGCUUACGAGGCGCUCCAGAGUGCGCGUCAAGGAGCAACGACGUCGUCCGACUGCGCCGACCUCGAUGUUGGUUCGCUUGAAGCCGCGGGUCUCAAUGGUACUGCCGUGCAGAGUAUCGUUUGCAGCGCAAUCCGCACGACGAGCACUCCGGAGUUAUCCACCCUAUCUUUCACCAGCAUAUCGACUGGUUCGACCACCGGCGGGAGCACAUCGCCACUCAGCAGUGCUACAACCACGUCUAUCAGCCUCACCACCUCUGCUAUGUCAAGCUCCAUCACAUCGGCAACGAUGUCUAGCGUUAUCACGAGCACAUCCAGUCUCACUACUUCUUCAGCGACUAGUACAAGUGACACAGCCUUGCUAUCUUCUACGUCGAGGAGCGCUCUGAUCAUUGGGACAGGUUCUUCUACGUCUGAUGAGAACCCGGGUACCCUGCCUAUUACAACAUCUAAAACCACGAUCACACCUGCCUCAUCGUCCGCGUCGUCUCUUUUGACAACUAGCAUACCUUCAGACACGAAGUCAAGCCUCGGAAGUAGUGCAACGUCCAGUCUCUCGGCCAACUCGACACUCUCGCUCAGCAACAACACGACCACCGCCGCCCUCGGCCCUUCCGUUAUCGUUGGCUCCCCCGUCUCUGUCAACAUCACGAGAUCUGCGUCCUUGCUCUCCGCAUCAAUGACCACGCCUUCCGACGCUAUCAUCUACGCAGGCACUAUCACACUACUCAACACCGUGUGGAUCUUCGUCGAUCUGGCAAAUCCUACGCUGGGUACUACGAGCACUGAGUUCGGUUCUGCUGGUCUUCCUUCGGUAGCUACGGGGACUGGAGUAUGCGCGCGUGGCGGAGGUGAGAGGUUGUAG